AUGCCUAAGUCCAUAGCUUUCUUCUUCACGGGAUCGGUAAGUGCGUACUGCAUCGCUUUGCAGAGCUUUUCGCCUGUUAACGAUGACCACGGACAUGCAGUGGGACCUACUCCCAUCUCUGCCACAACCAAUCCCCAGAAGAACUGGUCCAAAAUGAACGGCACAAUCACUGUCGGCU
Molecule: messenger RNA, 178 nt
Organism: Sphaeroforma arctica JP610
Lineage: Eukaryota; Ichthyosporea; Ichthyophonida
Exons: 1
Source: RefSeq, a predicted model, not a curated record